Messenger RNA from Armigeres subalbatus, 611 nucleotides. Its product is annotated as calmodulin-beta-like. NCBI's taxonomy places the organism in Eukaryota, Metazoa, Arthropoda, Insecta, Diptera, Culicidae. The record is from RefSeq and is a predicted model, not a curated record. The coding region runs from base 147 to 596 and encodes 149 amino acids. Gene Ontology annotation, molecular function: enzyme regulator activity; calcium ion binding. The transcript has a single exon.
UUAUAAUUAUUCCAGGUAAGCACACAAGCAAGCCAUGAUCGAGUAAAAAAAUCAGUAACAGUAACUUUCGACUUGAAUUUUUAAAUUUAAGUGAAAUUAAAAUUUUUGCCCUAAAAUCUCAAAUUAUAAGUUACAUCCAUCACGCAAUGUCAGCUCACAGCCUCACCGAAGAACAGGAACGUCAGUUCCGGAAGAUGUUCGAGAUGUUCGACAAGAACGGUGACGGCUCGAUCACCACGUCGGAGCUGGGAUCGGUCGUCCGGGCGUUGGGCAUGAACCCUUCCAUAGCGGAAAUCGAGCAGAUGAUCCACGAGGUGGACCUGGACGGCAGUGGUUCGAUCGAAAUGAACGAAUUUCUCGUCCUGAUGGCGCGCAAGUCACGGGAGGAUAGCACCCAGGAGGAGCUACGAGAUGCGUUCAAAAUUUUCGACAAGGACGGGGAUGGAUUUCUGACGGUUGACGAGCUGUCGGCUGUCAUGAAGAACUUUGGCGAGAGGCUGAGCGACGAUGAGCUGGCAGAUCUGUUGGAUGAGGCGGAUAUCGACGGCGAUGGGAAGAUAAAUUACGAAGAGUUUGUGAUAAUGUUGAGUAAAUAAACCGAACGAUUGAGA